AUGAUAAGUGACGAGAGUGAAAUGGAUUUAGAAAAGUGUGUACAGAGGUAUGAGGAGGAGGAGAUAGAAUUGCCAGCAGAGAGUUCUGCUGGAAAGUUGAUGUACUUCCUUGACCCAUAUUUCUUCGAGAAAACAUGGAUAUCCGACAUUAGCUUCUCUCUUUUCCUUGCAUUUGUGUCAUUGACUGCACGGUUGAUGUACUUUAGUCUGCGAGACCUUUAUAAUAAUAUAACUGAACCAGAGCUUUCAGACCUAUAUUCUCCUCUAUGGAUAAUCAUUCAUUACUUCCUAUGCUUUACUAUGCUUUUUGCGGAUUUUAUUCACCAUAGGAAAAAAGUUGAUAUUGAGAAAAAAGUGCUCCAAAAGUUAUUGAAGGAAGUGGUUAAAAUGGACCUGACCGGGGAUCCAGUAGCUUGGCGGAAAAUUGCAUCUAGAGUUAAUCGAUUUUGUGAAGAGGGGGGAAAUCAUUAUUCCGUGUUUUACAGUGGGGAGCAUUGUAUGCGCUUUUUUGUGAGAGAAAUCGUAAAACCAAUAGAGCGUCAGACCUACGAUAUCCGAUGUUAUUUUGAUGGAGAAAUAUGCAGCAAUUUUUGGAAAAAUCCACCAAAUAAAGCGCUAACUGAGAGAGCAGUUGCGAAUUAUAACAAUAGCAUUGAGAACUUUGGUGAAUUAUUACAAACGGCCGAAAAAGAUGAAUGUAGAGAUGGUAUUUUCGAGAAGUUUCGCAAUAUUUUCAACACCUCAAUGCUUUACUUGGGGGUAAUAGAAGCUGCGUUGCUUAUGAUUAUGUCCCUGGGCCACCUUGUAUUGUUUAUUUCUCGUACCAUUUUUGAUUUAUUCGCUACCGCUCAAUAG
Messenger RNA from Zygosaccharomyces rouxii, 855 nucleotides. RefSeq lists its product as uncharacterized. The transcript has a single exon. Lineage: Eukaryota; Fungi; Ascomycota; Saccharomycetes; Saccharomycetales; Saccharomycetaceae. The coding region runs from base 1 to 855 and encodes 284 amino acids. The record is from RefSeq and is a predicted model, not a curated record.